UAGAUGGUGUAUGAUGUUAUAGUAGGAUCCUGCAUCACAGACGAAGACACCCAGCAUUCUGCCCAACAUCCUGACACACAUCGGAAACACGCCACUGGUUCGCAUCAACAAGAUUCCCAAAAUGUUCGGGGUGAAGUGUGAGAUCUUGGCUAAGUGCGAGUUCUUUAAUGCUGGAGGCAGUGUGAAGGAUCGCAUCGCCAUCCGUAUGGUGGAGGACGCUGAGAGAGAUGGCAUCCUCAAACCUGGAGACACUAUCAUUGAGCCUACUUCUGGAAACACAGGUAUCGGCCUGGCCCUGGUUGCAGCAGUAAAAGGUUACCGCUGUAUCAUCGUCAUGCCUGAGAAAAUGAGCAUGGAGAAGGUGGACGUGCUGCACGGUCUCGGGGCCAAGAUCGUCCGGACUCCGACCGAUGCUCGUUUUGACUCUCCGGAGUCUCACGUGGGCGUGUCCUGGCGCCUGAAGAAUGAGAUCCCCAACUCCUACAUUCUGAAUCAGUACCGUAACCCCAGCAACCCGCUGGCUCACUACGACAACAUGGCCGAGGAGAUCCUAGAGCAGUGCAACGGUAAAAUAGACAUGCUGGUGGCCGGAGCUGGAACAGGUGGCACCAUCACUGGCGUCGCACGCAAGCUGAAGGAAAAAUGCCCAAAGAUCCAGAUUAUUGGCGUGGACCCCAUGGGCUCAACCCUAGCAGAGCCAGAGCAAAUGAAUAAGACCGAUAACAGUCAGUACGAGAUGGAGGGAAUCGGACACGACUUCAUCCCCACUGUGUUGGACAGAUCUGUGAUCGACGGUUGGUGCAAGACCAGGGACGAGGAGUCCUUCAACAUGUCACGCAUGCUCAUCAAACUGGAAGGACUGCUGUGUGGUGGUAGUUCAGGAUCAGCCAUGGUUGCAGCAAUGAAGAUGGCGAAGGAGCUGAAGGAAGAUCAGCGCUGUGUGGUCAUUCUGCCCGAUUCGAUACGGAACUACAUGACUAAAUUCCUCAGCGACAAGUGGAUGUGUGAAAAAGGCUUCCUGAGAGAGGAGGACCUGAUGAUCAACAAACCAUGGUGGUGGAAUCUGACUCUACAGGAGCUGCAACUCUCUGCUCCUCUAACAGUUCUUCCAUCAGUCAGCAUUAAAAACACCAUUAAGAUCCUGAAGGACAAGGCGUUCGACCAGGCGCCAGUAGUCGAGGACAACGGAAUGAUCAUGGGGAUAGUCACACUGGGUAACAUGCUGUCCUCUGUACUCGCUGGGAAGGUCAGUCCUUCUGACCCUGUCAACAAAGUCCUGUAUAAGCAGUUCAAACAGGUUCAUCUUACAGAUAAACUGGGUAAACUCUCCAGGAUCCUAGAAACAGACCACUUCGCCCUGGUGGUUCACAAUCAGAUCCAGUACCUGACAGACGGCUCGUCACUUCUGAAGAAGAUGGUGUUUGGCAUCAUCACGGCAAUAGACCUACUGAACUUUGUGACCACUCGUGAGAGGAGAGAGCGCUCGUUGUCUGAGUGCUCGCUCCCCGACGACAUGUAGCCGAUCUCUGACACACACACACAUACACACACACACACACACACACACACACACACACUUUGUUUAACAUAUGUGAGAGUAAACAUUACAUAUUUUUCUAUUUUAUUGUGUUUCUUUUUCCUUCUCAUGUAAAUACACGUUUAUGAGCUUAAAGGUGCCGUCUGCAAUCUGUUUAAACAGAUUUCUACACCUGUUGUACAUCUACACUUAAGAAUUUUCACAGUUUUCUGGGACAGAAAUGAAGUCCAACCCCAGUCAGAUCACUGAAGCUCAUCUCUGCCUCUUUUUUCCCUUAAAAGAAAACCUUGAAUAUUGUUGUUGAUUUUUUUCAGUGUUUUCAAUGCAGUAGAAGAAUGUCAGUGUUACACUCUGCUCCUUUAAUGACUCACGGACGUCAUCUGUGCUCUUUAAACUCGUUUUAUUCACAAUGCAGUAAAGAUGAAACUGUUUUUUACUUUUUGAGCUUUGUGUAUACUUGAAGUAAAACAGAGGGAAGGUUUAUCAGAACUUUCAAAAUGAACACAGCUGCUACUUUCUGUUUUUUUUUCUUUCUCUAUGAAGCUCGACCGCCACCUUGUGGCCACAUGCAGAAGAGCAGUCUUCAUUACAGAAGAUACGAAGAAUAAAAAUAGUAUAGAAUUUACAUAUACAUUUAUGCCAUUUGGCAG
Messenger RNA from Tachysurus vachellii, 2187 nucleotides. RefSeq names its product cystathionine beta-synthase-like. The transcript is spliced from 14 exons. Gene Ontology annotation, molecular function: cystathionine beta-synthase activity; cysteine synthase activity. The record is from RefSeq and is a predicted model, not a curated record. Gene Ontology annotation, cellular component: cytoplasm. Bases 122 to 1519 code for a protein of 465 amino acids. Lineage: Eukaryota; Metazoa; Chordata; Actinopteri; Siluriformes; Bagridae.